AUGUCCUCGACUUUGGGACUUGCUGGUGGAAAUGUCGACUUGGAAUCUGCCAACAGCAGGAAAGUAGAGUCUCGCGUAGACCGCAAGAAACUUGAAAAGGCAGAGCGAAAGAUCCGUGCCAAACAGGAGAAAAAGCAAAUGAAGAUGGUGCAAUACGAAUCGUCCCGUCUCCUCGACCAGCCAGAUAGCACCAUGUCUUACGAGGAGUUCUUCAUGGCUGUUAACCCGCUCCAGCUGGGCUCGGAUUCUGCAGCAAAGAGCAAGGACAUUAAGAUUGAUAGCAUUGACACCUCUGUUGGUGGUCAUCGAAUCCUGACCGACGCUUCUCUUACCUUGGCGUACGGUCGACGGUACGGUCUUGUUGGUCAGAACGGUAUAGGAAAGUCCACUCUUCUGCGGGCCUUGAGCCAUGCUGCCAGGCUUGAUCACGAAAGGGAGGGCCUAGACAUAACCUUAAGUGAUAUCCAUUCCAAACUUUCAGAAAUGGAAUCGGACAAGGCCGAAUCGCGCGCUGCCAGUAUCUUGGCUGGUCUUGGUUUUUCACCUGAAAGACAGCAGUUUGCAACAAAAACCUUCUCUGGUGGUUGGCGAAUGAGAUUAGCUCUAGCGCGAGCUUUAUUCUGCGAACCAGACUUGCUUCUUCUAGAUGAACCCUCCAAUAUGCUGGACGUUCCGUCCAUUACAUUCUUAUCCAACUACCUCCAGGGAUACCCUAGUACUGUUCUUGUGGUCUCGCACGACCGGGCUUUCUUAAACGAGGUCGCUACCGAUAUUAUACAUCAACACUCUGAAAGGCUGGAUUACUAUAAGGGGGCCAACUUCGACUCGUUCUAUGCUACCAAGGAGGAACGGAAGAAGAAUGCGAAGCGUGAAUACGAGAAACAAAUGGCAGAAAGAGCACAUUUGCAAGCAUUCAUCGAUAAAUUUAGAUACAACGCGGCCAAGUCAUCCGAGGCGCAAUCUCGAAUCAAGAAGCUUGAGAGAAUGCCAGUCUUGGAAGCCCCGGAGAGUGAUUACGUUGUGCAUUUCAAAUUUCCAGAUGUCGAAAAGCUUUCUCCACCCAUUGUACAGAUGUCCGAGAUUUCCUUUGGUUAUUCCAAAGAUAAGCCCCUUUUAAAAAAUGUCGAUCUCGAUGUGCAACUUGACUCUCGGAUAGGAAUUGUUGGACCGAACGGCGCUGGUAAAACCACAGUGUUGAAGCUGCUAACUGGCCAGCUUGAGCCAACUUCGGGCCUUCUUUCGCAACAUGCUCGCUUACGUAUUGGAUACUUUGCCCAACAUCAUGUUGAUGCUCUGGAUCUGACGACCAGUGCGGUAAGCUUCAUGGCAAAGACCUACCCAGGAAAGACAGACGAGGAAUACCGCAGGCAUCUGGGAGCAUUCGGAAUCACUGGAAUGACUGGACUUCAAAAGAUGGAGCUCCUGUCUGGAGGACAAAAAUCUCGUGUCGCAUUUGCUUGCUUGUCGUUGACAAAUCCACACAUCUUGGUCCUUGACGAACCUUCCAACCACCUGGAUAUUGAAGGUAUGGAUGCAUUGUCUGAGGCAUUGCAGAGGUUCGAAGGUGGUGUCGUGAUGGUAUCACACGAUGUGACAAUGCUGCAGAACGUCUGCACUAGUCUUUGGGUGUGCGACAAGGGCACAGUAACCAAGUUCGAUGGCACCGUCAAUGCCUACAAGAAGAUGAUCAGUUCACAAGCCAACGAAGCAGGUGUAGCAGUUGCCCACUAG
Aspergillus oryzae RIB40 is the source of this 1731-nucleotide messenger RNA. Its product is annotated as putative AAA family ATPase GCN20. Gene Ontology annotation, molecular function: ATP binding; ATP hydrolysis activity. The record is from RefSeq and is a predicted model, not a curated record. The coding region runs from base 1 to 1731 and encodes 576 amino acids. The transcript has 6 exons. NCBI's taxonomy places the organism in Eukaryota, Fungi, Ascomycota, Eurotiomycetes, Eurotiales, Aspergillaceae.